Molecule: messenger RNA, 3498 nt
Organism: Acanthosepion pharaonis
Lineage: Eukaryota; Metazoa; Mollusca; Cephalopoda; Sepiida; Sepiidae
Source: the annotation of a GenBank genome assembly
AUGAGGUGGGUGCAACUGUGUGUGUUGCUGUUUACGUUCAGCCUACAUCAAUGUGUCGACAUCACUUAUCGCGUACAAGAAGAGAAAAACGCAGGCACCUACUUGGGCAACGUUGCCGACGAUACACGGAUCAUGGAGAGCAUACCUCACCAAGAUAGUCGCCUCGUCCGUUUCAGCCAGCUGCGGCCAGCCGGAGGUGCUGGUUCUUCCCAGCUGUUCAACGUUAGUGAAACAACAGGUAAACUAUACACCGCCCAGGUUUUGAACGCCGAGGAACUAUGCAGCCUGGACGUUGAAUGUUACCUGAUUAUCGAUAUCGCUGUUCAGGUGGCUGAAUCACUACUGAGACUGUUAAAAGUUAAGGUUAUUAUAGAGGAUAUCAAUGACCAAAAGCCAGAGUUUCCGAGUCAAAGCAUCCAUUUACAGUUCUCUGAAGGAGACAGCACGAUGAGAAAGCCUUUACCAAACGCCGUCGACAAAGACGUAAGUUCAAAGAACUCUAACGUAACAUAUCAAUUAAGGACCAAUCGUAACGAGCCGUUCGUUUUGUCCGUCUCAAAUCGGCUUGAUGGGACAUCAGAGUUGAGUAUAUCGGUAAGAGAGAAGUUAGACAGAGAGGCCAAAGACAGAUAUCUGCUGGAGGUGAUCGCCAAAGACCAGGGAUCUCCAUCCAGACAGAGCAUCUUGUUUAUUAACAUUUCUGUCACGGACUUAAACGAUAAUGCGCCCGUUUUCACACAGAAAAUAUACAACGUAACUAUCAGCAAUGAUGAACCUCUCGCUCCUAUUCCUAUUGUCGCAGUGUCCGCCACUGAUGCCGAUAAAGGGAGAAAUGGCGAAAUAACGUACCGUUUUAGUCCCCGAACACCAGAAGCAGCUAGAGAACACUUCAUCUUGGAUGAAAUGUCUGGAGAAAUUUAUCAACGGAAAAUUAUAACAUCGGGAGAACAAUCAACUUACAAACUGUUUGUUGAAGCCGUCGACGGAGCGAACCCGCCUCUUAGCGCUCUUGGGAUGGUUGUGAUAAGCGUUUCAAAUACCCAAAAUACCGCACCGGAAAUCUUAAUUAAUUUUGUUUCGUCAUCAGCGCAAAAUACGGCUGUCAUCUCGGAGAGUGUAAGCAAAGACAGUUUUAUAGCAUAUGUCCAAGUCAAUGAUCACGACCUUGGUGAAAAUGGUGAAGUCCGAUGCGACCUACGGCACGGAAAAUUUCAACUCCAAAGUCUAGGUGCUAAAGAGUACAAAGUAAUCGUGAAGAAGCCAUUGGACAGAGAGAGCCAGGCCUACUACAAUGUGACUAUCACAUGCCAAGACAAAGGUGUUCCUCCUCUCUUCUCUAAGGCCUCCUUCUCGAUUGAAGUCCUCGAUAUUAACGACAAUGCACCUAUGUUUACUCAGCACAUCUAUACGGCCUCUUUUCCAGAGAAUAACCCUAAAGAAAUGUCCAUAUCCACUGUCACAGCCACUGACCGCGAUGCAGGCAAUAAUGCAGCCAUCGUCUACUUUCUCGAUGACCCCACAUCGCGAUUCAAGAUAGGUGAGCUGACCGGUGUACUGACCGUUGAGUCUAGUUUUGAUCGCGAAGUCGUGUCUUUCGUCAACCUGAAGGUGUUGGCUAGAGAUCUGGGAAAACCCUCUUUCACAGCCAGCGCCACCGUUCGGAUUUCGAUCCUGGACACAAAUGACGUCAGCCCUCAGUUCACGAGAAGCUUGUUCGAGUUUUCCACUUAUGAAAAUCAGCGCCACAGCGUUCCUGUUGGUUUUGUCAACGCCACUGACCCGGACCUCGGACUUGGCGGUCAGCUCAGCUACUCUUUAAUUACAGACGGUAAACACUUUCUUCCGUUUCGUAUUACGAACGACGGGUUUCUUUCUGUGGUGGAACCGCUUGAUCGCGAAGUUCAAGAUCUUUAUAAGUUCCAAGUUAUGGUCGUCGACCAUGGAACACCCCAGCUCAACAGCACUGUUUACGUUCUCGUUAACGUUAUUGACGAAAAUGAUAACACACCUGAUUUUGUUUUCCCCAGUCAAAACAAUUUCAGUAUGACAGUUUACUAUUACCCAUACGCAGAAAAUGAAAUCACAGUCUUACAGGCCCAUGAUAACGACAGCGGCGAAAAUGCGAGACUUCAAUUCGGUAUUGUCUCAGGUAACGAAAGAAAAUUGUUCGCUAUUAAUCGGUACACGGGAGUUUUAUCGUUUGGACGCGCAGCUACUGUUGCCGAUUCAGGAACAUACACUCUACGACUGGCUGUGUCCGACAGCGGUACUCCAAUGCUUUCUUCAACUGCAAACCUAUCGCUAGUGGUAAUUGUUAACAAUGAGACGACCUUGAUACCAGAAGAUUUUCAAAUGCACAAGGGCGUCAUAAUGCAACACAAUUUACUCAUCGUUAUCGUACUGACGGCUAUUACGGCUUCGGUAGCAAUUGUUGUAAUUACGACGAUCUGUAUCCUGCGCCGUAACGACCGGAGGAACCAGCCACCAGGCAUGGGUUUGGGUCCACAUCAAGUGAGUAAACAGUCACGGUGUAUGCCGAAACAUUUCGAUUCUAAUCAUGAUUUGUCGCUAGCAAUGUCGUCUGAUUCCGACCGCAAAAGACCGAUUGGAUUAAGACAUCAGACUUUCCGGGACGAGACGAAAAAUGAGCGUGCGGCGUCUUCAAUGGCUGGAGACAUAUACCAAGCUGCCACUCCUACCAGGCAUCAGGUCAGCUUUCAAGAAGUCAACAUUGUCACCGGAAGAAUGGCCCCUGAUUGUCGAAGCGACGUAUCAACAGGCUCCUCCAACAACGAUAGCGGAAGAGGAUGGAGUGAUGGAGAUGCUGCACCGGCUCCAGAUGAAGCAGAUGGAACAACAACUAAACCGUACCUGAGCCCUCAUCAAGAAAAGCACAAAACCUUUGCCACCCUACAAAGAUCCUUCAAUUCUGCAAACCACUUGACGACAUUGCGCAGUUCAUUCAAGCCGAAUAUUUCGGCUCAGACUCCGUGGGCAAAGGAUUUAUCGAACAUGAAACUAGCCACGGUCAACAACGCUCGUGCCAGUAUAGAUUCCCUGCAACGGAAAACCACAGGUACGUCACCACGAACCGGCCUGAUGCUACAUAUGCCGCACGUGCCACAACCCCGAAUCCCACAGAACCAGACCUGGUCGCAGGGCCAAAUCUCCGUACCGACUUCCCCACAGGUACCUACGAACCUGGGUCAAACUUUAGUCUCGCAGGCAGACAUAGCGCUGUCGAACCAAGGCCCUGUAGAUCAAGGUAGGGCUUGUGGUGACCAUGGGACGCUGGCGAUUAACCACCGGCGACAAAUCGACGAACAGAGUUGCUCGUCCUCGGACAGUGACUUAUACAAAAGCUCACUAAGAUCUAUCUAUCUAUCUAUCUAUCUAUCUAUCGACAAGUAUUUCCGUAAAAAAAAAAUAAUCUCUCUUUGGUUUUCAUAUCUAUCUAUCUAUCUAUCUAUCUAUCUAUCUAUCUAUCUAUCUAUCUGA